Molecule: messenger RNA, 657 nt
Organism: Talaromyces amestolkiae
Lineage: Eukaryota; Fungi; Ascomycota; Eurotiomycetes; Eurotiales; Trichocomaceae
Exons: 4
Coding region: 1-657 (218 amino acids)
Source: RefSeq, a predicted model, not a curated record
AUGGUGUCCUCCGCCCUCAAUAUAUUGGCCUUGACAUGCGCCAUUCGUGGGGCCUCAGCAGCUUUCAGCCUCAACACCGGCGGUCCCAACUGGGAUUACACAACCAAAGACCUAGCAAGCACCACAUCUCAAGCCUGCAAAGAUGCCUACAGCGCAAGCAUCGAUUGCAACAAUGUGCUUGUCGGGAUGGCUGCAUCGCUGAACCCAAAUUUUGACGUCGGGGCUUCAGAUCUACAGAAUUUGUGUACUACGACGUGCAGCGAUUCAUUAGCGCAUGGGAAUAAAAACCUCUUCCAAGCCCCUGUGGAGGCAGCUGGCGAGUACCUUCAGUACAAGUACGGCGAAGCGUGCGCCAUGAAUGGCAGCCAAGACUGGGCUAGAGAAACGUUCCCAUGCAACGAUACCUGCGCCAUCCAAUUCUAUCAGAAUGCGCAUGAUCAGCCAGGCUCAGCAUAUCUAUUCAGCUAUAUGGACCUGUGUAACCAGACAUCAUACUGGGAGGAAACCUUUGCCGGCGGCUGGGAUACGCUCGGCCAGUAUCAGCGCGACGGCCUCGGUGAGAACUUCACUCGGUACUGCUUCAACAACGAUAGUAUCUGCGCCGGAGGCGACCUCUACGGCUUUGUCGACAGGAUCGGCGACAGGCUCCAGUGCUAG